Messenger RNA from Drosophila willistoni, 589 nucleotides. It is a transcript of the gene Alg13, whose product is annotated as UDP-N-acetylglucosamine transferase subunit ALG13 homolog. The transcript has a single exon. The record is from RefSeq and is a predicted model, not a curated record. Lineage: Eukaryota; Metazoa; Arthropoda; Insecta; Diptera; Drosophilidae. Gene Ontology annotation, molecular function: hexosyltransferase activity. Bases 56 to 574 code for a protein of 172 amino acids. Gene Ontology annotation, biological process: dolichol-linked oligosaccharide biosynthetic process.
UCACUAACAGGGUGCCAACUUUAUUUAUUUUUGUUCAUUAUUAUUUCUACAAAAUAUGCAAUUGACAACUGUUUAUGUGACCGUGGGCACGACUAGAUUUAAUGCCCUAAUUAGGACAAUGAAAUCGCCAUCGGUUCUGGAUGCACUCCAGAGUCGGGGUUGCCAAAAGCUUAUCCUUCAACACGGUAAUUCUGCCGCCUUACAUUCCGAAGAUGUAAAAGGGAUACUGCUGAGACAUGGGAUUCAAAUAGAGCAGUACAAAUUUCGUCCAAAUAUUGAGGAUAUCAGAUCUGCUGAUUUGGUAAUUGGACAUGCUGGAGCAGGAACUUGCAUGGAUAUACUUAAUAACAAGAAGCCUGGUCUAAUUGUUGUCAACGAUGAACUGAUGGAUAACCAUCAGCUGGAAUUGGCACAGCAGUUGGCAACUGAAAAAUAUUUAUAUUACUGUCGAGUCAGCCAAUUGGCAAAUAAACUGACCACAUUGGACUUUUUACAACUUUUGCCCUAUGAGCCGGCCAAAGAAAAUAUGCAAACAUUUGUAAACGCUUUGAAUGAUUUAAUAAAAGCUAAAUAACUCCUUGAAUAGAAA